Molecule: messenger RNA, 7102 nt
Organism: Anolis carolinensis (green anole)
Lineage: Eukaryota; Metazoa; Chordata; Lepidosauria; Squamata; Anolidae
Gene: plekhg4
Product: pleckstrin homology and RhoGEF domain containing G4
Exons: 22
Coding region: 117-5657 (1846 amino acids)
Molecular function (GO): guanyl-nucleotide exchange factor activity
Source: RefSeq, a predicted model, not a curated record
UUUGCCCCUCCCCCUCCCCUCGGGGCCGGCCUCUCCCCGGAGGGCGCCUCGGGGGAGGGCGGGCGCCGGUGGAGCCAGGCUCCGGAAGGAAGGAGGACGCGCCCGUGGCCGUGGACAUGGCCCUGGACCUGCGCUCGCUGGACGGCUGCAUCCAGAGCACGCUCUCGGCGCUCUUCCCGCCCUUCGAGGCCACGGCGGCCACGCUCCUGGGCCAGGUCUUUGCCGGGGUGGAGGCCGCCUUCCGGGGAGACGGGCUGCGCUACCUGACGGGCUUCCUGAUCCCGGCCAAGCACGUCCUCCAGUGCAUCCAGCAAGAGGCCUGCGCCCCGUUCUGCGGCCGCCUCUUCCGCCACGAGGGCUGGCCCCUCUGCCUGGGCGAGAAGGUGGUCGUCCAGCUGGCCGCGCUUGACCAGCGGGCGCUGAGGCCCGGGGACUUCUACCUGCAGGCGGUCCCUUCCCCAACGUCUCCCCCGCGGAUCGUGGCCAAGUGCUUGUCCGCCGACGGGUGCCGCAUCGAGGAGCUGGUGGUCCCGGAGGUCUGCUACACCGCCAUCUUCACCCCGGGAUGGCUGGAGGGCCUCAACCGGGAGCGGAGGGGGCCGGCGCUGGACAGCUGCCUCCUGGCCACUGAGGCCGGGCCCGUCCGCCUGCCCUGGGACCGCGUUGUGCGGCCAGAGUUCGUCCUCAUCAUGGAUGCUGCCACGAUUGAAUCUCCUUCUUCGCCUGGCCUUUCAGGGGGGCAGCUUCGGGACGGACCCCAGGACUUCCAUGGGGCAGAGAGGCCUGAAGAGAAGGAGCUUCUGCCCACAUCAGAGAAGCCUUUGAGAAGAGCAGACAAGGAGGGAGACUUGGAAAGUGAAUAUGUAACAUUGGCCAAGGUCUCCCAACCACCAAAGGUAUCUGAGGCCCAGCCAGACUCUACUGAAACUGGGGCCCGGGAUUGGCCUCUGCUUCAUCCAUGUGGCAACACUUCCUUGAGCAACGGAGUCGGCUUGGAUGUGCCAACAAUGCCAAGCGGGCUACUGAGGAUCUCCGAGGCUCCGUCCAGCGAUGCCAGGAUCUGUUGGGCGAACGAAGGCGGAAUGGGAAGUUCCGUGUCCGUGGAGCUUCCAGAGGAGACCCUUCCCUCGGGGCAUGAACUCGACUGGCGGUUUGCCAUGUGCCGCUUCCAGGAGGCAGAAGAGGCUGAGGGUCUGUCACUCACAGCCGGGAUCUCUCUUCGAGGCCAAGGAAGGACUGCUGAGGCGGGUGGGUCUCUGGGACCAGGCCAUGUCAGAGCAUUGGACCCCAAGGAUCAGCAGAGAGCGAGAGGAGGCAAAGUGGGUGGAAGUCCACAGAGAAGCGGGGACACUGUGGAGGAGCAUUGCGGGCGGACUCGUGAAGACCCUCAGACUGUUGUCCUAAGUUCCCAGGAGGACGACGACAACUCAAGCUUCUCGCCUACAAUGAAGCCGUUCCCACCAAAAGCCGACUUGGAUGGGACUCUGGAUCCUGCUCUCCUUGCUGUAGAGCCUCCUUGUGCAGUGAUCUGCCAGUCAGCUCCUCAUCUGAUGGAUGAGGAGAGACAGAGGGAAGCUGACCAGUUGGAGGGGCCACACAACAGGACUGGUGGGGGGGCCAAGCAAGGCCUGUCGGAGCAGCACGGCCACGGAGACCCCCCUCUUCCGCUUCCUCUUCCUUCUCUGGGCUCCAGGAGGAAGGAGCAGCACAAAGAGGAGGAUGUCCACAAGUCCGACAACCGCAGCACUCUUCCGCUUUGCCCCUCUGAACCAAUGCCACCAGAGAACGGUUGCCCCACUUUGCCAAGCACAGACUUGGUGAACUUCUCGGGCCUCCUCAGUGCGGAAGGGGCCCCGGCAUGCCCUCUGGACCGGUCCAAUCUCACCAUCGAGACCAAGGCCUUCCUACUGGACUCUUUGCAAGACCAAAAAGAGACAUUCCCUGCACCCAUUUCCCCCAAAAAAGAGCCAGGCCUGUGGUCACUUCUGGGGUCCAGCCCCCUUCCAUCGCCCUCGGCUCCACCGAUGACAGCGGAGCCUCCAAGAGCCCCCCAGGAGGACCCAGCCACAGCAGCCUGCUUGAAGAGGCCAGAGGAGGCCCACAGGCAAAGCAGACCCGUCGUUGUCUGUCCACCGGAGACACUGCCCUCCCCCCUGGAGGUCCUGGGACCACCUUGCUUCCCUUCUGGGGGGGAAGCCCUUCAGAUGGCCCCACUGUCAUCAUCGUCGCCCUCAUGGAGGGACGUGGAUUGGGAGAUGCUCCAGAGUGGCGUGGCCUACCUGCCAGGCGGCAGGGACCGGUGUGGGCGAGCAGUGGCCGUCCUCCUGACCAGGAGCGCCCUGCGGCCGGACCCCUCCAAACAGGCCAGCGGACUGGUGCGCCUCCUCCUCUACCUGCGCAGCACCCUCAGGCCUCAGCUCCAGGCUCUGGGCCUGACGGUCCUGGUCGAUGUCCGGCGAUGUCCUCCGGCCCCGGCCCUCCUCACUGCUCUGGCCGCCCUGCAGGAGGCCGUCCCUCGCUGUGUGCACGGAGUGCUCUUGCUCGCCGAGAAAGAGGCCACCUUCCGGGUGGAGAAACCGCCCUCGAUGCAGUGCGAGCUGCUGACCUCCCUGAAGGCCCUUCACAGGCACAUCGAGUCCGCACAGCUUCCCCCGGAGUUCGACGGGACCCUCCGUUACUGCCAUCAAGACUGGUUGCGCUUCCGCAUGCGCCUGGAGCAGCUGCUGCAGGGAUGCAGAGGGGCCCGCGCCUUCCUGGAGGGGGCUGUCCAAGCCGUGGGGUCCGGCGGGUGGCCAGAGAGAGCCGAGGAGGCGGAGGCGCUGCUGAAGAGGGACCGGCAGCUGAUGAAGACGGUCCUGGAGGACGCCCGCCUGGUCCGGUUGCAGCAAGAAGGGGGGGCCCUGCUAGCCCGUCUCCGGAAGGAGGACUCCUGCGUGGCUCUCGCCCAGGACUUCCCGUCGGCGCUGGACGAGGCCACUGCCCUGUACAACCAGGUGGACGAGGGCAUCCACCAGCUGGUGCUGGCCUCCAACCAGCGCAUCCGGGCCCUGGAGCUGCUCAGGGACCUGCCGGCCUUUGAGGAGGCCUUUCGGGAGGUCAGCAGCUGGAUUGAGAACGUGGGCCGGACGCGGCUGGCGGAGCUGGGGGAGCUGGGCCCUUCCUCGGAGGCCCUCCUUCGGGCACGGAGGCAGUUCCAGGACUUCGAGCUGGUGGCUGGUGAAUACAUCCAGAAGGGCUGGGAAGCCCUGCGGAAGACGGGAUGGAAGGAAUUCUCCUUGUCCGCCGGGGAGCUGCCUGCGGGAGCCGUGGCCCAGUUGCAGAGCGGCAGCCAGCACUUGCAGGGCUUCUGCCGCCAACUGGACGAUGGCAGGGACCGGCUGGAGGAGGCUGCCCGUCUCUAUGAGUUCCUGGACCAGGUGCAAUCCUGGGCUGCGGAGGGGACGCGGCUGCUGUCCGUCCUGGGCCCGGAGGAGAGCUCCAUCUGCCCCGAAGACGCCUCCACGGCCGCCGCAGCCUGGCUGGAGAGCGCCUGCAGGUUCAGCGAGGCCCGGUUCCAGGAGAUGAAGGAGGCGGCGCUGCGUCUGAAGAGCGGGGCUGCACUGCAGCGGUGGCACCGAGCGUGGGCCCAGUGCAAGGAGGCCAGGCGGGGCCUGGAGAGGAAGCUGGAGGUUGCGCUCAGCGCCACCGCCAAGCCUUUGCGGCCACACUGGGCCUGGCCACACGAGCUGGCUGCCGUGGGCCCCUCCCAGGCCUCUCCCAGCCCCAACGGUGACGUGGAGGCAGGCCCCGCGCACCCCCAGCGGAUCCUGCGCAAGGCCCAGAGCUUUGAGCUGGGCGGCACCAUGGAGGGCCUGCGCCCCAGCUGCCACCGCACCCUGAGCGAGCCGGCACCCUUCGGGCACCACCACCACGGGGUUUUCAUCCGGGGCCUGGAGGUCAGCAGCACGGAGCUGGCCAGGAGGGCCGGAGGGGCCCCGCAGGCGCUUGUGCCUCCUGCUUGGGGCCCCACAUGCGGACAGGAGCAGCGCAUGAGCAGCGGUCUCAACACGGCAGAGGAGGAGGAGGAAGAGGAGGAGGCCAAGGGAUGGAACCGGCUGAAGAACAUUGUGGACGAGAUGGUGAGGACGGAGCAGGAGUACGUGCGCUCCUUGCGCUACAUCAUGGAGAGCUACUUCCCGGAGAUGGAGCGCCCGGACCUUCCCCAGGAGCUGCGGGGGAAGCGCAGCGUGGUGUUUGGGAACCUGGAGAAGCUCCACAGCUUCCACAGCCAGUAUUUCCUGCGGGAGCUGGAGAGCUGCUGUGCCCACCCGCUGCGCGUCAGCCACUGCUUCCUGAGACACAAAGAUCAAUUUGGGAUGUAUGCGCUUUACAGCAAAAACAAGCCCAAAUCGGAUGCUCUCCUGGCCGGCCGAGGGAACGCGUUCUUCAGGUCCAAGCAGGUGCAGCUGGGGGACAAGAUGGACCUGGCUUCCUACCUGCUGAAGCCCAUCCAGCGCAUGAGCAAGUACGCCCUGUUGCUCAAGGACCUGCUCCGGCAGUGCACUGAGGGCCAAGAGCAGGAGCGGGCUGACCUGCGGGCUGCCCAGGAGAUGGUGCGCUUCCAGCUGCGGCAUGGCAACGACCUCCUGGCCAUGGACGCCAUCCGGGAGUGCGACGUGAACCUGAAGGAGCAGGGCCAGCUGGUGCGCCAGGAUGAGUUCAGCGUCUGCCUGGGCCGCAGGAAGUGCCAGCGCCACGUCUUCCUCUUUGAGGAUCUGAUCCUCUUCAGCAAGCCCAAGCGCGUGGAGGGCGGCCUGGACGUCUACGUCUACAAGCGCUCCUUCAAGACGGCAGACAUCGGCCUGACAGAGAACUCGGGCGAGAGCGGCCUGCGCUUCGAGAUCUGGUUCCGGAGGCGGAAGUCCAGCGACACCUUCGUCCUGCAGGCCGGAAGCCCAGAGACCAAGCAGGCCUGGACAAGAGACAUCACGCGGAUCCUGUGGGAACAAGCCGCCCGCAACAAAGAAAUCCGGAUACAGGAGAUGGUCUCCAUGGGGGUGGGCAACAAGCCAUUCCUGGACAUCCAGCCCAGCGAAGCCGCCAUCCAGGACCGUGCCAUCGACUACAUCAUGAAGGGUCGAGGAGCCAGGACCCGCGCCUCCAUCGCCGUCUCACUCUUUGACCACGCGGUGCCCUACCGGAGGCCCCAGGCCCCGCUCCCUUUGGGCGGCCCCUCCUUGUCCCCCUCUUCCUCCUCUUCCUCCUCAGUGCUGGGCCCCCUCAACCUGCACAUGUACCUUGACCGAGGCCAGCUGCCCCACCUCUUGGCCCACAGCCGCCCCUUCGACGCCCGGGCCCCUUGCCUGGAGGAAGACGAGACCGAGAAUGAGACCAGCAGCCAGCCUUCCAUGACUACAGAGAGCUCUAGCUCCUCCUCGCAGGGUCCUCCGUCCGCCAGCGGUUCCAGUGGCUCCGACAGCGGCUGCUGCGCCUCCACCCCCUCCCAGGAGAGCGGCCCCGAGGGCCCCACCGGGCCACUCCUCCCCCGGCCCAUGCCUCCGGACCAGGCCCCCCGCCUCAAGAGCCAGUAUGUCUCCGCGGUAAGUGCUCAAAAGAGACCCUGGCGCAGCCCUCCUUUUGGGGUACAAGGCAAGUCGCUGUUGAGGUUGGGUGAGUAGUAUCUUUUCCAUUCCAAUCUAGAUACUUUUCAUCCUUCUUGGUUGCCUCUCUAAGAUCCCUGCUGUGCUUUGUUUUGUCUAGCAGAGACUGGCAGAGUGAGCUUUAGAGCAGGCCUGGGCCAACUUUGACCCUCCAAGUGUUUUGGACUUCAACAGCCUACUGCCUGUUAGGAGUGGUGGGAGUUGCAGUCCAAAACACCUGAGGAACCUCUUCUCAAAACCUCCAAUUCCCCCUCUAUCUCCUAUCUCAAUCUUCCUUUUUUUAACUUUCUACAAACUUCAUUCUUCUGAACCACACACAUACCAUUUCUCCUUUGUGGUCAACUGUGAAAUUCGCACAUAUGGUAUUUCCUGCGCCUGUGCAGGCAGCUUCGGAAUCUUCUAGAAAUCUUUUUUGACACUUUUUGGCAGUAGCCCCGCCCACUCUCCCCAUAGAGUAUAUAUAGCCAGUGCCUCAGUUCUUCUAAUCCGCCGCUAUUGCAGUAGCAGCUGAGGAAUCUUUGUUCUGACUAGCUUUCUCUACCGGACUGCCUUUACUGUGUUUGACUCGGAUUGUUUGAUCUACGGGACUCCUGACCCCAUAGAUGACCCUUGUCUUGCAGGUCUGAAUGUCUUCAGCCUCUCAGAGGCAUCUGGAGGAGCAGCCACCCACUGCCCGCUUGACCAGCCCCUCCCGUUGACCGUUGGGUACAGAGGGGCCCAUGCCUCCCGGGCCAGACUCGUGCCCUUUGUGAGGGGCACUGGUUGGAAGGUGGGGGCAGAGACCACUCUCCAAAGAAGCGCAAAUGGUCUCCCUUUGUUGUUGUUCUCAUUCCAGAAGUUGCACAUGUUUGAAGUGUCCUAAACACAGAAGGAAGUAUUUAUUUUCAUGGUGCAGAGUCCCCGUUGUGUUCUCUGUCCGCUGAACCUUGUUCUCCAGGCCAGUUCUCUUUGUUUUGCCUUCGCCUGAUGUUUGAGGGGGUAAUAAUGUAUUUCCUUGUCCUUCCAAUUACGACUCCCUUCGUUAGCGGAUUCCUCAGCGCCAGGGUGACCCACUUGCCUUGGCGCUUUCCCUGCAAAUGGCAAACCCUGCAGCCGUUGCCAUUUUGCUUUGGCUGCGCUCCUCUCCUCAGGUUUCGUAACCAAAUGCCCAUUUGCCCCUAAGCCCCGCCACUGCGAAUACGGGCCCUUGUUUUGUACAUUUAUUUAAUACGCUGGAUUUUUUCCUCCCGGCGGCCUUGUCUCUCUUGUAAGAAUUUAAUACUAUAAAGCUCUACAAUGCGGAUUUAUGGGCAUGAAUGACUUUGGGGGGCCCUUUGCUCUAACUCAAGGGAUUCCUGGAAACGGAAAGGCAACGAGCGUCUUACAUGAAAUCCCUCAGGGGAGACUGUUGUUGUUUACUUAUUGCGUCUCCAAUGCCGACGCCGUUUUUAAAAGUUUGACUUAAUAAAAGAGGUUUCUUCUAA